CCAGAAUGAAAAAGAAGUCAACUUAUGGUCACGUAUGAUGCGAUGCUUUCUGAUCAGGGGAAAUAUUCGCCGCCCCCCGACCAAUUUUCUUCCAGGGUCUGGCCGCCAUGGACCCCUACUCAAGGUCUCUGCUGUCUUGUGCUGUUGAACCAUUGGCAUUCGGCAUGAGAGACACUUCUAACCUACUCCGUAGAGGGAUCUACCCCCUUCCUUCAUGGAUGGCAGGGUCAGGGACCACUAAAAGUCAAAAAUUCGAAGAAGCAGAGGAUGACCAGAUCUCGACACCUUUUUUUUUUUUUUUUCCUUCCCCGGUGCUCAUGGGAUUGCGAGUCAUUUCAUCAACAGAAUUCUCAAUUGAAGGGCCAAGUUCUCCCAUUCGUUUUAACCUUGCCCUUGGCCAGGCCCCGCCAGGGUCUAGGGCAGAUUUGUGGUUGACAGGCACCUUGGGAGAGGCUCACGGAAGGGGUUUAGCGGGAUGGGGUCUUCCCUUCAAGGCUUCAGGCUCCCAAAGUUCCCUCGGACCUUCAGCCAGAUCUUGUGCCAUGCCAAGACGGACGCUUGCGCGUCUCCGCCACCAUGACGUCCAGAUUAGGAAGGAUGCCGUAAUCUGUUACGCCGGGCGCUUUGAAAUUGCUUCCAAAUCGAGUUGGCCCAGAGAAAAGGGUAAAGGGAAAAGGGCAAAGGGGAAAGGGCAAGGGAGGCUGUGGCAAGAAAGUCUGGAGGGGUUCCUGCACCUUCAAUCUGUCGGUCUGUACGGCUGUCGGCUUGGUCGGGCCGUGCGACCAUGUUGCUCAGCUUCCUCUUUCUCUCUCUCACUCUCCGGGGAAAUUGGGUUUCGCCGUGUUCCCUGGAUGUUCCAUGUCAAUUAUGAUGCAAAGGUCUUAUUCACCCCAGGGUCUUCUCUGGCAAGGAAAGGAGGAGGUGGCGAGACGGAUGUCUAUCAACUUAUCAACUUCUUGCGUCGUGUACAUGAAAAUCCUGUCUGUCCGUCGGUGGAGAUAGCUGUUGCAAUAUUGCAGGUGCCGCGUAGUGCUUGCGCUGCAUAGGGUGCACGUCUUAUCUGUGCAUCGCGCACUCACGAGAGGCGCUUUCCCGAUGACGGGGUCUCGUACACAUAUGUAUACGUACGAUCAACCCUGAUAGUCAUUGUGU
Molecule: messenger RNA, 1152 nt
Organism: Aspergillus uvarum CBS 121591
Lineage: Eukaryota; Fungi; Ascomycota; Eurotiomycetes; Eurotiales; Aspergillaceae
Exons: 1
Coding region: 108-1046 (312 amino acids)
Source: RefSeq, a predicted model, not a curated record